Molecule: messenger RNA, 10743 nt
Organism: Eleginops maclovinus (Patagonian blennie)
Lineage: Eukaryota; Metazoa; Chordata; Actinopteri; Perciformes; Eleginopidae
Gene: plce1
Product: phospholipase C, epsilon 1
Biological process (GO): lipid metabolic process; release of sequestered calcium ion into cytosol; phosphatidylinositol-mediated signaling
Molecular function (GO): guanyl-nucleotide exchange factor activity; phosphatidylinositol-4,5-bisphosphate phospholipase C activity
Source: RefSeq, a predicted model, not a curated record
CACCACAGCACCAGCGGCUGCAUCAACCGACAGAGUGAAGCAAACCAGUGCACGAAAAGUUAGCAGAACAUGUGUUGAACUACUCAGUUUGCGGAGUUUACCUGGAUGCUCACUGGAUUUGACAACAUUGCUCGGGUCUGCAAGUGGAUAGCUAUGCCAGAGAUACAGAACCAAUCAGGGCUAAUGCACAAAGGAACACACAUGGCCUCUUGAGCUGCGACCGUGAACCGUGCUAUCAAGGAAAUUCCUCGGUCCUCCAGUGUAACCUCCGUGGGUGCUCUAUCUGCCGGUUUGUACAGCUGCCCAAGCUUCUGUUUCUACAGAAAACAAAGCACACACAAAGCCAACUCUGUACGGACGGGGUCUCUCAGGAGGUCGCUGCGAGCUGAAGCCAUCACGCCCCAACCAGCAGGCCUUUGACCAUGAUAACACUGAGACCGGAAAAGAACAGCAGCUUGUUGAGUAGCAUGACCUGAAGUGGAUAUCUGUAUCUCUAUAAGCUGCAGCAAAACACAGAAACAAGGACUCUGCAGGGAGACACAAUGUCUACUGAAGAAAAUCAAACCCAGGUUGGGUCUGUCGUCCUGGCUCAGCGUGCUUCACCUCCAUGCUCUGGCAGCAGACCGAACAGAGAAACCAGACAUGACAGCCAGGAAGUGUGGCGAUACUCCGACCAAUUAUGGAACUCAAAACAGAGGAGCAGCCCUUCCCUCAUCUUUUAUCGGAAGUUGUCGUGUGACAGUGGGAAAGACACAAUUCUGGAUGAGGAAUACGAUUGUCUGGAUCACGGCUCCAAACUCCCGGGCGCCGAAGAGAAACUUCAUCCAGAGCCUUCAGCUGGCAGGAGAAUUGUUGGAAUAACUCCGAUACCUGGGAAAAGUUCAGAAGGCUCUCCCUGCCAGCUGGACACCUCUGGACAGGGUGUGGAUGCAGCAGGAACAGAACUGGCAGAACCCUCUGCUCCUGCACCCGGUCUAGCCUUCACACAAGCAAACAUCUAUUGUUGCCACAGCUACAGAUCCAGUCCGAGCCACAGCUCCAGCUCCAGCCCUGUUCAGAGCCCCCGCCGCUGCCACAGCCCCGCUCAGCACCACCGGAGACACGUCCGCCGCAGCAGCCUGCCGGUGUCUAUGCUGGCGUUAAACAAGAUGUCACCCUACCUCUCAACCCGGUGCGGUCCCUCCAGCGAACCGAGCUCUUUAGUGUCGUCCCCUUGUAAUUCCCCCCUCCCCAAGCACCGGCAGCAUCCCCAGAACGGACACAUCCACCAGCACCGUCUCAACGAUGGCUACUCCAGUUUAGAGAGGCUCAACAGGAAGCCCAGGGUGGACAAAAACUCCCUGGAGAAGGUGUUUCUAAGACGAGCAUCUCUAGAAACCAUGAAGACGACCUUGAGGAACGACGAGAGGUCAUCCUCGGGAGUGACCAGAGACUACAGCAGGGGCAGCAGCAGCAGUGAGGAGGAGGAGGAGGAGGAUGAAGAGGAUAACUCCGAGUUUAUUAGGAACCGUAAAGAGCGUUCCACUGUCCUAGUCAGGCGCUUCUUCAAGAAUAAUAAAAAGGUGACCAAGUCAGUGUGUACUGGAACCAGAGCCAUCGUCAGGACGCUGCCAUCAGGACGCAUCUCAGAGGAGGUCUGGGACGUGGUGGUGAAUCACUGGAUAUGGAAACCCAGCAAGAAGGAUUUGUGGCCAAUCGUAACGCGUGGGAUGGGGGAAGAAUCAAAAGUCUGCAGGGAGAUACUGCGUUUGGUUGGAGUUGAGCUACAACAGGUUAGCAACUAUGUGCAGGACAGAGAGGAGCUCAACCUGAUUCAUCCCGCCAAAAAGCUCCUGCUGUCUCGCCCUGGAUGUGUGUGUCUCAGGGAGUCUCGCUGGCCAUCCUGCCUCGAUCCCUGCUACUGUCAUCCUUUUUUUCCACCUAGGUUUUACCGGGCUUGUGUGCAGAGGACGUCCGCGUGUUCCCUGCUGUCCGGAGCCCUGCUGGAGGCCACAGCAUCUCUCGGGAACCGUUCCGCUCUGCCCUGCCCUUUACCCCAGAUCCCCAACAGCCACGCCGUGCUGAAAGAGCGUCAGCUGGCCAACAGCAUGAACAGCAGCGGCUCUCUGCCUCCCAGUGUCAGUGGGAUCAGUAAGGAUCUGGCAGACUUGUGUCACCUUGUUCAGUUCCCCGAGGAGAUUGCCUGCAUCCUCACCGAGCAAGAGCAGCAGCUUUACCAACGGGUCUUUCCUUUGGACUACCUCUGUUUCCUCACUCGAGAUUUUGGCAGUCCCGAGUGUCAAAACAAGCGCCACCCUAACCUCAAGGCCUCGCUGUCUGUGACCGCCAUGCCUACCCAGAGUGCUCAGCGAAGCAACGCUGUGGAGGACCUGGUGGCACGAUUCAAUGAGGUGAGUUCAUGGGUGACGUGGCUGAUCCUGACUGCUGGGUCCAUGGAGGAGAAGAGAGAAGUGUUUUCCUACCUGGUCCAUGUCGCUAAAUGCUGCUGGAACAUGGGAAACUACAACGGAGUCAUGGAGUUUCUGGCUGGACUCAGGUCCCGCAAGGUGCUGAAGAUGUGGCAGUUUAUGGACCAGUCGGACAUCGAGACCAUGAGGAGCCUGAAGGACGCCAUGGCUCAGCACGAGUCUUCUGCUGAGUACAAGAAGGUUGUGACCAGAGCCCUCAAUAUCCCAGGAUGCAAGGUGGUGCCCUUCUGUGGGGUUUUUCUGAAGGAGCUGAGUGACGCGUUGGAUGGGACAGCAAGCAUCAUCAGCCUCAAACCACCUGUGGAUAAUACAGAGGACUCAAUCGAGUUUGUGUCCGACUACAGUGGCCAGCACAACUUCAUGUCGCGCUCGGGUCCUGAUGGACUACACAUCCCAGAGAAAGAAGCCACUGUCAGCAACAUCCUCCAGAUCAUCAGAUCCUGUAAUCGUAGUUUGGAGGCAGAAGAUCCUGAUGAUGCUUCCACCAGUCCCUCGUCUAUUGGCCAAUCUCCUGCGUCCAGAAACAACUCCUUCAGGGACCGUUGCCGCAAUCAAUUCAUGGUGGGGGAUUUGUCCGAUUCAGAGGGGGACCUGUCGUCUGAGCCGGGGGUGAAGGAGGUGGAGUUUCAGGGGACUGAGGAGACGCACAGAGCCUUCAGCCAUGGCACUGAGCUCAUUCCCUGGUACGUGCUGUCGCUGCAGCCGGACGUUCACCAGUUUCUGCUGCAGGGGGCCACGGUCAUCCACUACGACCAGGAGAGCCACCUAACAGCUCGCUGUCUGCUGCGGCUACAGCCCGACAACACAACACUCACCUGGGGUAAUCCUCAGAGUGGAGGGGCUUCCCCUGCAGAGCAGCCACUGGGAUUAGGACAGUCUGUAGUGGCAGGACUAGCAGAGGGCCUCUUGGAUCUGGCAGUAGUGAAGGCAGUGUUCAUGGGUCAUCAGGCAGUGGACGUCCAUGCUGUGUGUUUGCAAAACAAGCUGAGCCAGAUGACGGUCGAGGAGAAUGGUCUCAGCCUCCUUUACGGUCUCAGUACCACCGACAACAGGCUCCUGCACUUUGUGGCCCCCAACCACACUGCAAGGAUGCUCCAUAAGGGCCUGUCGGAGUUGGUGAAUGCAACCAGAAGAUUGAAGAAGUUUCCUGACCAGAGGCUGCAGUGGCUGAGGAAGCAGUAUGUCAGCAUGUAUCAGGAGGAAGGCAAGUACGAAGGCCCUACACUGGCUCAUGCGAUAGAGCUGUUUGGUGGGCGGAGGUGGAACAUGGGUACAGGCGGAGUGGAGAAAUCUAAUGCCCAGAAAAACAACCCUCUGGGUAAUGAUAAGGCCAAGAAGAAGAAGAAGGUCCUUGUCAGGGGAGACAGUGGGGACGCCACGGAUGAUGAAAUGGUUUCCAGGAAAACACGGAGCUGUAAGGAGGGACUGUAUCGGAACGGGCUGGAGUCUGACAGCAUCGACCACGAAGAUCCAGAGGACAGCUUCCCUGGUCCAUUCUCCCUCUCGUCCAGUAAAAGCCCUGGAUUCCUGGGCUCUUCUUCUUCCUCUUCUUCCUCUUCCUCCAGUAUGGCGGGGUCCAACCAUUCCCGCCCACAAUCCUCUCCUGUCCUCUCUGGAACUGUCAAGCAACAGCCAGGGGCGUGGAGCAGCAGGUCAUGGCACGGCCGUGGUAAAGGCUGUUUCAAAGGCUUCCAGAAUCUCAUGAUUUCGGACAGCACCAUGAGCUUCAUCGAGUUUGUGGAGCUCUUCAAGUCUUUCAGUAUCCGAAGCAGGAAGGACCUGAAGGAGCUGUUUGACACCUUCGCUGUCCCCUGCAGUCGAUCAUCUCCAGAGUCUGCGCCUCUCUACACCAACCUCAGCAUCGAUGAUAAAGACACGGGGCUGCAGCCAGACCUCGACUUAUUAACCCGCAAUGGUUCUGACCUUGGCCUGUUUAUCCGGACGAGGCAGCAGAUGUCUGACAACCAGAGGCAGAUCUCGGACGCCAUCGCAGCCGCCAGCAUCGUGACCAACGGGACGGGAGUGGAAAAUGCUUCGCUAGGCGUCUUGGGAUUGACCAUCCCUCAGCUCAACGCCUUCCUAGUGAACUGUCAGAGGGAGCACUUGAGCUACGAUGAGAUUCUCAGCAUUAUACAGAGAUUUGAGCCUUCAUCAAGCAUGAGACAGAUGGGUUGGAUGUCGUUUGAAGGCUUUGCAAGAUUCCUGAUGGAUAAGGAGAACUUUGCUUCUCGUAAUGAGGAAUCCCAGGUGAACCCAGAGGAGCUGCAGUACCCUCUGUCCUACUACUACAUCGAGUCUUCUCACAACACCUAUCUGACUGGACACCAGCUCAAAGGAGAGUCCUCUGUUGAGCUUUACAGUCAGGUGCUUCUGCAAGGCUGUAGGAGCGUGGAGUUGGACUGCUGGGAUGGAGAUGAUGGCAUGCCAGUUAUUUACCAUGGACACACGCUCACCACUAAAAUACCCUUCAAGGAUGUGGUGGAAGCCGUAAACCGGUCAGCAUUUGUCAAUACGGACAUGCCCGUCAUCCUGUCCAUAGAGAACCACUGCUCCCUUCCACAGCAGCGCAAGAUGGCUGAAAUCUUCAAGACGGUGAUUGGGGAACGCCUUGUGACGCGCUUCCUCUUUGAAAGUGACUUCAGCGAUGACCCUCACCUGCCGUCUCCGCUGCAGCUGCGGGGGAGAAUACUCCUCAAGAACAAGAAGCUCAAAGCACACCAGGCGCCGGUGGACAUACUCAAACAGAAGGCUCACCAGCUGGCCCACAUGCAGGCUCAGGCUAGCAACGGGUCACCAGCGGCUACUUCACCUAACAACCACACCAAUGAGGAUGAGGAAGAGGAAGAAGACGAGUACGACUACGACUAUGAGUCUCUAUCAGAUGCUGAUGUCCUCACAGCCUCUACUGCCUCGUAUAGUCUGGAAGAUAACAUCCUGGAUGACAAACCAGAGGGGAAAAGCCCAGCGGACAAAGAGGAGCCACCUGUUGAUGAAAUACCUAAGAGGAUGAAGAAGUCUGACAGCACCACGCCGAGCAAAGGAAAGGUGUUUGACAUGGAGCUUGGCGAGGAGUUUUACCUUCCUCAGAACAAAAAGGAGAGUCGACAGAUUGCCCAGGAGCUGUCCGACCUCAUCAUCUACUGCCAGGCUGUGAAAUUCCCUGGCCUGUCCACGCUGUCUCCUGCCGGCUCUGGCAGAGGGAAGGACCGGGGAAAGAGCAUGAAGUCCAUAUUUGGUACAGCUCCUGCUCCCGCGCUGACUCAGAGCCGCACCCCUGGUAAAGGUGGCAGCGAGCGACUGAGCUGGGAGGAGCAGCAGCAGACAUCUCCCAUCCUGAACCCCCCCACCUCACUCAGCGCCAUCAUCCGCACGCCCAAGUGCUAUCACAUCUCCUCCGUCAACGAGAACGCCGCCAAGCGCCUGUGUCGCCGCUACUCUCAGAAGCUGAUCCAGCACACGGGCUGCCAGCUGCUCAGAACUUACCCAGCAGCCACUAGGAUCGACUCGACAAACCCCAACCCUCUGCUCUUCUGGCUGCACGGCAUCCAGCUGGUGGCCCUCAACUAUCAGACUGAUGACUUGCCCAUGCAGUUGAACACAGCUCUGUUCGAGGCCAACGGCGGCUGUGGCUACGUCCUGAAGCCGGCGGUGCUGUGGGACCGUAGCUGUCCACUCUAUCAGCAGUUCUGUCCGAUGGAGAGGGAUGUGGAGAAGAUGAGCCCCGCCGUCUACUCUCUCACUAUUGUCUCUGGUCAGAACGUGUGUCCCGUGAAUAACGCUGGCAGCCCCUGCAUUGAGGUGGAUGUUCUGGGCAUGUCCAUCGACAGCUGCCACUUCCGCACCAAGCCCAUCCACCGCAACACCCUGAACCCCAUGUGGAGCGAGCACUUCCAGUUCACCGUGCACUUCGAAGAGAUGUGCUUCCUGCGCUUUGCCGUGGUGGAGAACAACAGCUCCCAGACCACUGCUCAGAGGACGCUGCCUCUGAAGGCCCUCAAGCCAGGUUACAGACAUGUCCAGCUGAGGACGCAGCAUAAUGAACCCCUGGAAGUGUCGAGCUUGUUUAUCUACAGCCGCAGAAUAGAGGAAGGUCCCACAGGGGGCGCUACUCCCUCAUCACUGCUGUUCAGUUCAGAGGAGAAACACGCGUCGCAGCAGCACAAGGUGACGGUGUACGCAGCUCCUGGCCCUGAACUCUUCACCGUGUUCUCUGUGACAGAGCAGACCACCGCCAAGCAGCUGCUGGACACGGUCGUAGCAUCUUCGGGAAACCCAUCAGAGUACUUCCUGUGUGAGGAGAAGGUUCCUCUGUUGAAGGAGCGCAGCGAGGUGAAGCGUUGUGCUCAGCACCGUCCUCUGGCACCGGAGGAGGAAGUGGUCAGACUGGUUUCCAGCUGGAACUCAGAGGAGGGAUACGUGGGGAGGAUCUGCCUCAAAACAAGAGAGGAGAACUUGAAUGACAAGAACUCGGUGCUGGACGGAGAGGACGAGGUGACAGUAGGAGGUAGAGAAGGAGUAGGAGGAGGAGCAUCAGAGGACGAUAUGUUCUUCGUCCAGGUCCAUGAAGUUUCCCCAGAGCAGCCGCACACUGUGAUCAAGGCCCCGCGCUACAGCACGGCUCAGGACAUCAUACAGCAGACUCUGUCAAAGGCCAAGUAUUCCUACAGCAUCCUAGCCAAUCCCAACCCAUGUGACUACCUCCUGAUGGAGGAAGUGACGAAGGACGCCGGCUCGAAGAAGUCCUCCACCUCCAAGCCCCUGCAGCGGGUGCUGCUCGAUCACGAGUGUGUCUACCAAGCUCAGAGCCGCUGGAGGGGCGCGGGAAAGUUCAUUCUUAAAUUCAAAGAGCAGGUGGUGCGGGAAGACAAAAAGAAAGUCAUUUCCUUCGCCAGCGAGCUGAAGAAGCUGACCAGUCGCAGCCGCAGCAUGACGACAGGUGGGGGGGUGGACAGUCCGGCGCAGAGUAAGGAUGAUAGAGCGGCAUGCUGUGUGGCUCUGACCGAGCUGCAGGAGUGAGGCUCACUGCUGUCUGUGCAUGGGAAGACAACAGAGGGUAUCUGUCUGCAGCUGCAGGGCUGAAGGCGUGGGUGUCAGAGGGCAGGGUGGGGGCAGGGAGGUUCCUACAGACCUCUUCCUCCUCAUCAUCCUCCUUAAAGGAGCAGCUCCACCUGCCCACCUCCUCUCUGACCCCCUCCACCUGGAAGCUCCACCUGCUCAGGAACUGGAAGAUCCACAAAUGAAGAGAGACACUAAGGUUGGCCACUUCUAAAUUUGGAGGGUUCUCCUUUCAAAAAAAGACGUCCGACACAUUGUGGGAUUCUGGGAUACGCUCCUCUCAAAGGAGUCAAAUGCUCCUCUUGUUGGUUGAGCAAGUUGAGGAUGUGAUUCAGCCCUCUUUGCGUGGUCACAUGAUGGGCAGGGGUUUAACUCAGCAUCACUUUAAAAUGGUGACGAUCAUGUGGGGGGGGGCGGCAGGAAGCUCUUCUUGGUUUAUUGGUUGUAGAGCAGCUCCACAGAGAGGCGGAGAACCAGAGGCAGCUGCUCUUAUUGAAGUCGUAUGUGAUCAGGGUCUCAAAGUAUUCCUUUUCCUGACGAUAAAAGGAGCAUUUCCCUGAAGCACAUUUGAAGGAGAAGCAGGAAUGGGGGCCAGUUUUUAUCUCCCCAAAAAUGACACCAUGAGAGAUGAAGGAGGGCUGCAAAUGUCCUCUGGGUUGAAUGAGAACCAGAUGUAAUCCAAGAGAUAGAGUCCUAGCACAGGAUGACUUUAUUAUGUAUUCGGUUCCAAGAAGGUUUGUUAUUGGUUCCCCCUUUGCUUGUAUCGCACAAAUGAAGCACAGAGCAGACAGAGGGAGGUCUGCAUGUCCGAGAGGAAAGGGAGAUGUGAGCGGAAGAGGUUAAAAAGUAUUCUUCUCUCUUUCUCAGGUAUGAGCUCUUUCUUUCUAAGGCAUUGUGAAGGAGGCUGACAAGCUGGCUUGUUUGGUUAUUUCUUCCUGUUCCAGUUUCACAGUACUGUAAGGGCUCAUGUUGGGCAGCGCUCCCAGGAUGAAGCAGUGUUCAGAUAUUCUGUAAAGGAGCGGCAGUGCUUCAGGGGGUUUCUUGGACACUGCUGUCGCUGCCCUGAAGGUGACGAUACGUGCCGAGCAUUUCAAGGCAGUCUGCAACAUUAACUAGUGCAGGGGCAGAUGUGAAACCAUCCCAUAUCACUUUGUUUGUGAUAGAGUUGCCUUUAACUGAUGCCAUACUGCCCUGCAGUUAAUGAAGUCAUGGUGUAGUUGUAUAUCAGGCUGGUUUCACAAAGCAUUUUAUUUCGGGACAAAAGUCCUGAAAGAAGUUAUGUUUAUAAAUGUAAACAUCUCUGAAACACUUAUGAUGGCUUAAGAAAUGAAGUGAAAGUGAAAUAUUGUCUUGUGGCCGUACAAUACUUUAACCAAAAUAAAAUGUUUCUAUAAUUGGCCAAAAUAUCAGAUUAUCUUUCCUAAUGAGGAUUACAAUGUGACCAGAUAUUAGUUCCCAGUUUGUGUCUUUGCUAACACUGUUCACAGGCCUAAAACAAAUAAAUAUUUCCUCCUUUGUUUGUAGGGAAUAAUGAUUAUAGUUUUAAGAUCCUUUGGAGAAACACAGCCAGGUCUUCUUAAAACAAUAUUUUGCACAUUUUUCCUUUUGCUGUCAUUUCCGUGUGUUUCUUUAACUGUCUGAAAAGAGAGACUCGAUUGUUGUGAGGUCGUCAAAAACAUGUUAGUUUUUUUGUGCUAACCGUAUGUUUUACUGUCAUUUCCAGUUGCGAAUUUAGAUUUGAGGAGAGCGUGAGAUUUUUGUUCUUAAACCUUUUGUGGAACUCAAAUGUAACACAUAUCUUCCUUAAGAAUAGAUGAAAUUGUAUUUAGAUUUGCGCCUCUUGAUUUUAAAUGCAGGAUCUUUCUAGAUGAGUAGUUUUGAUAGCUUGUCAAUAAUGACUUUAGACGUUUCUUUAUUUCUCUAUUUCUACUGCUCAUUUGCAUUUUCUUUCCUGAACAUUUACUUAAAUGUGAUUGACUAGGGGCCACUAUUCCCCUUUCUUAUGUUUUGAUGUGUAACAUUUCCAUAUUUGUAGGUGUAGAUGACCUUUUAUCUUUAUAAAAAAGUAUUAUUUGGCACUUCAGUUAUUAAUACAUAGUGUUUCCUUGCCACUAGCCUAAACAUGUAUUGACACUACACCAAUUUGUUUGGCGAAAAUAAGAAAACAGACCCUAAAACCAUAAUCUAACCAUCGUGUGACAUAUUUCCUUCAUUACAUCUGAAGAAAAUCAGUUUUGUGAGUUGUAAACCUUAAAACAAUUUGGGAUUCAGAUGAAUUGUACUGUUUUUCAACACAAUCCAACAUAACACAUGACAGACACCAAAUUCUAUUAUAAUGUUUCCCUUUUUCUUUUAUCGUCCAUGCUCCACAAAAGUAAAUAUUGUCUCCUUUGAUUUUCAUCUGUCCGUAAAAAAAGACUUUACUGAGUGCCAAGUAAUGAUGUUUGAAUUUGAGUGCAAUACUCCUGGUUAGUAAGUCCUUACCUUGAUUUGUUUAAAUGUCAUUCUCACACACAGCUUAUCUGUUAUCACUGAUCUAAAUCUAGAUUGAAAUUAAAACCACAACUCUAAACCUGUGAUAAAAGCAACUGCUUGUGUAACUAUGUGUAACUAACAGAACAUGUCCCUUUCCGUUACAUUUAGAAUCAGUGAAGCAGAUUUUCUCCCUUCUUUCGAACACGUAGACCUCAUUUCUGAAUGUACCAUUUCUUAAUGCGUUGAACCCGAUGUUAUUUAUUUUAAUGUGAAGCCCUGGUUGGCAUUUCUCUGUUUGUGUAUUUCCUGUAAGUAGUUUUUUUUAUUUAUUUGAAUAUGUGAGAGGAUUAACUCUCCACUGCCCUGACUUUACUCAAACUUAUUUAGAGACUAGAAAAGUAUUUUACUUUAUGUGUAAAAUAUUCAGCAGUAUCCAUUGGCCUGGCAUGUUAUUCUGCAGCACACAGCAGCGUCUUUGAAUGCCUUUUUAUUGUGUGACCUUUCAGAAAUGUGGAUAAAAGCUGACAAAUACCCAUCUUGCUGUAUUCAUUAUAUCGUGAUUAUGACAUGUGUGUUUCAUUAUUAGCACUCUGUUGUUUCCAGAAGAUGUGCAGUAUACCCUUUAACAUUCACUAUUCAUGUUAUCAUGUGAACAUUUGUCUAUUUACUUGAAUUUUUAAAUGUAAGAGAAAUGGUGGAAUUGUCAUUUAGCAGGAUCACAAUAAAAAUAUAACUACAAAUCUUA